AUGACGACCUACGGCAGCAUCGCCCUCAACGCGCCGGACGCCACGCGCAGCCAGCGCCAGCGGCUCGCCGUCGCCGCCACAGGCCUCGUCGCGCUCACAGCUGCGGGCGCGCUCGUCGCAUGGAGCCUCGCGCCGGCGCCAGCGGCUUGGGACGUCGUCGUUGUCGGUGGCGGCCCCGCCGGCCUCGUCGCCGCCGAGUACUUGUCACGCGACCCCAGCGUCUCGGUGCUGCUCCUCGAAGCCGGUGGUCCCAGCCUCCAGUGUACGGGGGGCACCAUGGUACCCGAGUACGCCGCCUCGACAGGCUGGACGCUCUUUGACAUCCCUGGUGAGUACGCGCAUGUGGCGUUCGGCUUGCCAAAGUCGGUGAUGGACGUCUGGCGCAUCGACGAGCUGUCCUCGCCGCAGAACCACCUCGCCAAUAUCCUUGGCGGCUCGUCGUCCAUCAACGCAGCGCUGUACUUUCGCACGCCCGACGACUACGUCGAUGAGAUCGACUGGCCCGUCUCGGCAAGUGCCGUCCGCAACGGCUUUGCAGCGAUCGAGCGCUUCUUUGGGUGGACAGACACACCGUCCGUCGACGGACGUCGGUACGCACAAGGCGUCUACAACACGCUCGCGUCGGCCUUGCAGCUGGCCAACUACUCGGAACAUGACCUGAACCGCGACUCGAACGCAAAGCACCGAGUGUACGGACAUCCUCCAUUUACGGUCAAAGACGGGUUGCGUGACUCGCCCGCCAAGACCUUUUUGGGCGCGAUGGCGCACCGACCGAACUUUGAGCUGCGUCUCGGCGCACGCGUCGAGCAAAUCGUGCAUGUUGACGGCAAGGCCACCCACGUGCUGUACAAGGAAGACGCUGCGAACGCGACAUCGGCCGUGCUCAGUGCACGCGGCGCCGUCAUCGUGGCAACCGGCGCGCUCUUGUCGCCGCGCUUGCUCAUGCAAUCGGGCAUUGGUCCUCUCAGCCAACGCGAUCUCGUGACGACGCGGCCGCUGCCGUCGCCGCUUCGUGCCGACGCAUGGAUCCAGAACGAGAAUGUGGGCGCCCACAUCUUUGACGCGCACCAAGUGGCCCUGACGUUUCGCACGUCGCACGUCGCGAACACGUCGGGCUUUGGCUUUGACUACAUGCGUCCGUCGGCCGACGAUUUGCGUCAGUUUGUGACGACGCGGUCGGGCCCGAUGGCGAGCGCCAACCCCGUUCUCAUCGCGUACGAGACGCUCGCCGAUGCCUCCUCGGGCCACGCGUAUCAGUUUCAGCUCUCUAUCUUUCCGCACGUCAUGCCGAAUCUCGACUUGUCGCCGCCCGCGAACGACCACGAAAUGGACUGGACGAUUGUUUUACGCUCAACAACCCGCUCUCGCGGGACCGCGCGGGCUUCUUUCCCAACGGAAAGCACCAUCGACCGCAUUGUGGCCGACUCCAAGCAGGCGACAGUGCCCGUCUUUCCAGCGCCGUCGGCGCUGCAGUGGGCGACGUGGGCGACCAAUCGGACGUCGUGGAUCGUGCAGCACACGCUCAUUACGGAUCACUUUGGCGGCGCCUGCAUCGUCGCGUCCAAUCGCAGCAGCGACCGGUGCGCGGACGAGACCUUCCGCGUGCUCGGGACGUCCAACGUGUUUGUCGGCGACGGUAGCGUCGUCAAGAGCGGCAACGUCAACCCGUACGGCUUUGUCAUGUACACGGGGUACGAGGCGGCUACCCACGUACACGCUUUUCUGCGCUCGUAA
This is a messenger RNA of Saprolegnia parasitica CBS 223.65, 1734 nucleotides long. RefSeq lists its product as hypothetical. Gene Ontology annotation, molecular function: flavin adenine dinucleotide binding; oxidoreductase activity, acting on CH-OH group of donors. The record is from RefSeq and is a predicted model, not a curated record. Bases 1 to 1734 code for a protein of 577 amino acids. Lineage: Eukaryota; Oomycota; Saprolegniomycetes; Saprolegniales; Saprolegniaceae. The transcript is spliced from 9 exons.